AUGGCAGCGCGCUCUGGGGCAUGUUGUGCGGGUCAAGAUAUUUAUGAUGCAAAGCAGGUUGCAGAAAAAAUGAACUUUCCUCAUUAUGUUUUGGACUAUGAAAGCCGAUUUCGGGAAUCGGUGAUUGAUGAUUUUGCGGACAGCUAUGUUCAAGGUCAUACCCCUGUACCGUGUAUUCGGUGCAAUCAAACGGUUAAAUUUCAAGAUCUUUUAAAGACAGCCCGUGAAUUAGGCGGCGUUGCAAUGGCAACAGGUCAUUAUGUGCGUCGUAUUCCGGGGGCUAAAAAAGCGGAACUUCAUCGUGCCGUAGAUGCGACGAAGGACCAAAGCUAUUUUUUAUUUGCAACAACACAGGAACAGCUAGAUUUUCUCCGUUUUCCUUUAGGGGGAUGGGAUAAAUCAGAAACUCGUCGCCAAGCAGAACGAUUUGGGCUGAAUGUUGCUGAAAAACCUGAUAGCCAAGAUAUUUGCUUUGUUCCUGAUGGGGAUUACACCAGAAUUGUUUCGAAAUUGCGUCCUGGUGCUUUAGAAUCCGGUCCCAUUGAGCAUGUGGAUGGCUGUAUUUUGGGCGAACAUGAAGGCAUUAUUGGACAGCGGCGGGGGUUGAGGGUCUCUACAGAGGAGCCACUUUAUGUUGUCGGGCUUGAUCCUAAAGGCCACAAAGUGAUCGUAGGACCAAAAGAAAUGUUAGCGUGCCAGACACUUUUUAUUAAAGAUUUAAACUGGUUAGGCGACCUAGAGCUUAAGCCUGGGGCAAGGCAAGAUAUGUCAAUACAGAUUCGAUCGACACGUGCUCCUGUUUCGGGUUAUGUAUGCUUCGAAGAAGAUGGUCAGAUUCGUGUUCAUUUUAAGGAAAGUGAGUAUGGUGUUGCGCCAGGGCAGGCCGUUUCAAUGAAUUCUUGGGCUGGAGUGGUCGAAGAGUUGACACUGUUUCUUCCAUCACAAAAGUCGCAUGUUUUAAAGGUGGAGCGUGUGACAAGUGAAAAAGAACUCGUGCUUGGUUUGAUGAAUCGCUCUGAAUGGGGGAAAAUUUCAGGGAUGCUCUUUGAUUUUGGGCGGAAGGUGAGACUUGGAUUCUCUGAUCCGGGUCAUCACCUAACAGCAACAGCUUUAUGUGCUGGUGCGGUGGCGUUUUUUGCAGCGACUCAAGACAUUGUAUAUGAAGCCUAUCGUGUGGAGCUUUUGAAAGGUCCUUUAGCAGG
Molecule: messenger RNA, 1202 nt
Organism: Stylophora pistillata
Lineage: Eukaryota; Metazoa; Cnidaria; Anthozoa; Scleractinia; Pocilloporidae
Product: tRNA-specific 2-thiouridylase MnmA-like
Source: RefSeq, a predicted model, not a curated record